Molecule: messenger RNA, 5711 nt
Organism: Corythoichthys intestinalis (scribbled pipefish)
Lineage: Eukaryota; Metazoa; Chordata; Actinopteri; Syngnathiformes; Syngnathidae
Product: mitogen-activated protein kinase kinase kinase 5
Exons: 28
Coding region: 320-4276 (1318 amino acids)
Biological process (GO): MAPK cascade; cellular response to stress; protein phosphorylation
Molecular function (GO): MAP kinase kinase kinase activity; ATP binding
Source: RefSeq, a predicted model, not a curated record
AGAGCCAAGAAACACUCCCAAAGUAUUAUUUACAUAAUAUUGGGAGGCACUUAUAUUGUGCAAUCCACAGCCACUAUGAAGAAAAACUCUAAGGGGAAGUCUUUUACUACUCACAGUGAACUUUAUUGAAACGUGCCAAAGGAGCAUCCGGUUUCAGGAUGUGUGACGUCACCUAUCUGGGGUGGAGUUUCGGGAAUGUUCCCCGAUUUGACAGAACCCGAGCCGUAUGGGCGUCCACUCACCUGGGGAACUCAAAACAAGAGUACCGUGGAAGUUCAAGUACAAAUGAAGACACGGCCAAGGAACAAUAGAAACAAUAAUGUACACGACGGAGCGGAGGCGAAUGAGUCUCCGGCGGGAGUCCGCCUGGCUGCAGUCGUCGGCGGGAAGUUUGUGGCAGGACCCGCUGGCCAUGGAGCUGAGCGCCCGGAGCAGUGGCGCCAAGAACGGCGUUCUCUCGCCCCGCAGCCGCGGCCGCCCGGUGACGGUGGCCUACAUCGCCAACGACGGCGAGGACGAGGCGGCUACACCGGCCGAGCGUCGCCCUUACUCCCUGGCGUGUCUGAAGGAGGCGUGUGUCGACUCGCGAGCCUCGUUUAAAAGCAUCCCGUUUGAGAGGAUCUCCAUGGCGACCACAGACGUUCUGGAUAGCUUCUAUAACGCAGACGUGGCUGUUGUGGAGAUGAGCGACUCUUUCUGCCAGGCAUCCCUCUUCUAUCACCUUGGGGUGAGGGAAAGUUUCAGCAUGACCAAUAACAUCAUCCUGUACUGUUAUAAAGAGGAUACAGACCUGCAGGCUGUGAAGGAGCAGUGUGGAAGCUACACAUUCCUCCCGUAUGUGGUGACACCUCAGGGCAAGGUGUUCGCUUGCGACGGCGCCGUGAUGACAGGCAUCAAAGAGCUGAUGCAGCCCGCUUUCCAGCUGGACUCUUUACUCACGCCACUGACGGAAAGACUCACGCUCUUGCUCAACAACGUAGACGUGCAGUCUAGUGAGUACUUCCGAGAGUCUGUCAGGCAGGAUAUUCGCAUGGCGCGGGAGCGGUUUAAUGGACAAGACCUGAGCGAGGAGUUGAGUCGGAUCCAGAAACGUCUGGACAGCGUGGAGCUCCUCACACCUGACAUUGUCAUGAACCUGCUGCUGUCCUACAGGGACAUUCAGGAUUAUGAUGCUAUGAUCAAACUGGUGGAGAUGCUGAACAACCUACCCAUGUGUCUUGUUGCAAGACACCAAAAUAUAAAGUUUCACUACAUAUUUGCUCUCAACAGGAGAAAUCAACCAGGUGAUCGUGCCAAGGCUUUGGAGGAGAUCCUACCAAUUGUGGAAUCUGGAGACAAAGUGGUAUCAGAUGUCUUCUGCCUGUGUGGUCGCAUCUACAAAGACAUGUUCAUAAGCUCUGGUUUUAUUGACCAACACAGUCGAGAUCAAGCCUCUUAUUGGUAUGGAAAAGCCUUUGAGACUGAACACACUCUUCACUCGGGCAUCAACAACGUGGUUCUCCUAAUGGCAGCCGGCCAUGAGUUUGAUACGUCAAUUGAGCUACGCAAAAAAGGCGUGACCUUGAGCACUCUGUUGGGUCGAAAGGGCAGCCUGGAGAAAAUGAAGGAUUACUGGGACGUGGGCUUCUACCUGGGCGCCAACAUUUUGGCUAAUGCGCACAGGAAAGUCAUUGAGGCUUCUGAAAAACUCUACAAGCUCAAAGCUCCGCUUUGGUUUGUUGCAUCUGUGAUGGAGACGUAUAUUCUGUACAAACAGUUUGCCAAGCCUCCUGAGGUGCGGUCUCCUAAACAGGAUACAGUGGACUUCUGGAUGGAGCUACUGUUACAGUACUGCAAACCUAGCGUCUGCAUGGACCACUGUCCGGUGCUCAUUCUGGAACCAAGUAAAGUCCUUCAGCCUGCUAUCGUGUCUGUAAGCGAGGGGGAUGGGAGUCGCACUGUCCAGUUGAAACACGUCAUGCCCUUCAAGAAAGGCUUACAUCAGUGGACUUUCCCGGCCGCCGCAAUACGGGGAGUGAGUGCUUCAAAAAUUGAUGAGCGGAGUUGCUUCCUGUACGUGCACUACAACUCAGACGACUUCCAGCUGUGCUUUCCCUCGGAGCUGCACUGCAAAGGUUUCUGCGAUCUGGUAAAUUCUCUGCUUCAUAAGACAGAAGACGCCACCCAGGAUGUGAAUCAUCUCAGUGAGGGAAUACUCGAGUACGUAUAUGAGACCAACGAAAAUGGCGACAAAGUGGUCCUCGGGAAAGGCACGUACGGGGUGGUGUAUGCUGGCAGAGAUGUAAGUAACCAAGUGCGCAUCGCCAUCAAGGAGAUCCCAGAGAAGGACAGCACUUAUUCCCAGCCCCUCCAUGAGGAAAUAUGCCUACACAAGCGACUGAAGCACAGAAACAUCGUCCAGUAUCUGGGCUCUCUUAGUCAAGAUGGUUUCAUUAAGAUCUUCAUGGAAGAAGUACCAGGAGGAAGCUUGUCAUCUCUACUGCGCUCCAAGUGGGGUCCUCUAAAAGACAACGAGCCCACCAUCAUCUUCUACACCAAGCAGAUCCUUGAGGGUCUACGAUACCUUCAUGACAAUCAGAUUGUUCACAGAGACAUUAAGGGUGACAACGUCCUGAUAAACACCUACAGUGGCGUUUUAAAGAUCUCAGAUUUCGGAACCUCCAAGAGGCUAGCGGGUAUCAAUCCCUGCACUGAGACUUUUGCUGGAACUCUUCAGUAUAUGGCACCAGAGAUUAUAGACCAGGGCCCUCGGGGCUAUGGGAAGCCAGCUGACAUAUGGUCCCUUGGGUGCACCAUCAUCGAAAUGGCAACAGGCAAAACACCCUUUCAUGAGCUGGGCAGUCCUCAGGCAGCCAUGUUUAAGGUUGGAAUGUUCAAGAUCCACCCCAAAGUUCCAGAGAGCAUGUCAGUAGAGGCCAAGAGCUUCAUCAUGAACUGUUUUGAGCCCAACCCAGAUGAUCGUGCCACGGCCGCCGACCUGCUCCGGGACGCCUUUCUUUCAUUGUCCUCCAGAAAAAAGCCCAGGGCACCAGAUUGUGACUCUGAAGACGCCUCUGCUGGUGACUACCAACGCAGCCUUUCUGUGCCAGUCUCCAUCCUGGUGGAGGACACGGACUCCUAUUCGGAUUCAAUCGACCUGUCCUGCUCGCUGGACUUCAGGAGGACACAAUCCGUGUUUAGAGCUAACCACAUUUCCGAAAGCCCGCCCGGCAACGGACGAUUCCUCCCAGUACCUGAGGACUCAGCUCUGGACAUGAGCAGCCCGGCGUCCACAGAUGAGAACAUGGGCAUGUUCCUGCUGAGGAAGGACAGUGAGAGGAGGGCCACAUUGCACCGAGUGCUCACUGACUAUAUCGCCAAGGUGGUGGAUAACAUACAGGAAGCUUUGCCGCAGUUUGAGAGGUCGUCACUGACAUCAGACCACAUCACUGAGCUGGUUUGCUGCCUGCGGGCCAACAUCUGCUCACCAGAUCGCAAGCGUCUGACCAGCAGCCUUCGGGACCUUCGAGCGUCAUUGAUCUCUUCCGCCGUACCUCUGAACGGCCUGCAGGCGGUGCUGUUUGGCUUUCAGGAUGCUGUGAAGAAAGUCCUGCGGCAACAGCAGGUGAAGCCUCACUGGAUGUUCGCACUUGAUAAUCUGCUAAGACAAGCCGUGCAGGAUGCCAUCACUGUGCUUCUUCCUGAACUGAAGCUCCAGCUGCAGUCGUCAUUUGAGACAGAAGACAGCACUCCCGAGGAGCCCUCGGCAGACGCAAACGGCUUCCAUAAGGAGGCGGAGACACCGCAAAGUCGACAACCUGAGCCGCUCGCCCAGAUUUUGGUGCCACCCAGCCCUACGGAUGCCGUUCUAGACAGCAACUGCCCACUCAGUAAUGAACUGAGGGACCUCCGAUUAGAAACCAGAAGGCUGUUGAGAUUACUGAGUGACAAGGAGAGAGAGUACCAGGACCUACUGAGGACUACAGUCCAGAGGAAACAGGAUGACAUAGAUGCUCUCAGGGGUGACAUUCCAGAUGGUGGGUCGACUCCGCAGAAAAGCCAUGACCCUGACGUGAAGGACAUGGUAGCUUGGCUGGAGACCAUCCCAGUUGACCAGCACACUGUUGACAAGUUGCUUGCACACGAGUUCACUUUGGACUGUCUUCUGCACAUGGCCUGCAGGGACGACUUGAUGUACUGUGGAAUAAAAGGAGGCAUGCUGUGUCGCAUGUGGGCGGCCAUUACCGCCUAUAGGAAGUCACAGCCUUCCAACACCCUUGAUAAAGCUCAACUUUGACUCCAGUGCUUUAGUGGACAGGCUGGACCUGUUUCAGGCGCUCCCACGGUUAUUCAGUUUUCUUUCCUUCUCUACUGGAAAUGCUUAUGUAAAUAUGUAAUAAGUCUCAGGUUUUUUUUUAUACUACGUACACUUCACUGUUGACUUAAACUCUUACCAAAGGGAUGAACUACAAGUUAUUACUGCGUUGGGUGGAAGCUAAUAAACAAGUAACAUGUGCUUGGUUAUGUAUUAUCUGUUCAAAAUCUUCCCAGAAAGGGACGAGCCCCACAAUAAUUUGGAUUUAAUUCCAUUAACAUGAUGAUAUUCAUGCUCCUUUUGUUUUAGAAUGUGCUUUCUGCAAAAUUCCGACCUUAUUUUGGUGAUAUUUGAUCUUCUAAGCACAGUGUUUCAGGGGGGUUGUCAGUCUGAAGGAUUUUUGCAGGAUUGGGGACACCACAUUGGGACCCCCCACCCCAAUAAGGGAUUAGCAACAUCACUCCAUAUCCACAUCAGCUCACAUAACAGCAGUCAUCGCAUUGUUUUGCACUAUCACUUUCUUACACUGUGCUCUCAUAGGUUAUAUUGGUGUAAUCAGUUUGUUAUGCUGAAUUAUUCCUUUGCAUACUGUAACCAAGGAUUCCGAAUGCACCCUACCUAGAGUAUACGUCAAGCUAUAAAAAAUAUCUGUCUUUUAACGUGUUUAGUUCGCAGAUCAAAAAUUAAUUUAAAAAAGUAGUACAUCAUAUACUGUACAUUUUUUACUAUACAUCGUACAACAAUUUGUCAGCGUUACUUGUGAGAUAUUUACAGUGCAUUUAAUCCUACUGAGUUGAAUUAAAACCACUAAUCUGUUUGUGCGUACGCGUAUUAGUGACCUAGAGAGACUUAUCUUUUGUUUAUAACAUGUUAGAAUCAUCAUCAUACUAAAAUUCAUCGAAAUAUGCCUUUUUACUCUUAAAAUAUCAAUCGCACGGUUGUCAAAUUUGGUGAGUCUUGGGAAGAGGAACAAGUUAAUAUUUUGGCAAUUGGACAAGAAAUAGCCUCAAAUUGUCACGUGGUGUCACCAUCGACACAGGAGCCAACUGGUCCCCAUUCAUCGAAAGAACAAUGUUAGAUUAUGGCCUCAAAUUAUUCAAAACCGCUAAAAAUUUGAUGGCUAGUGAACAGGCAAGCCAGGCAGUUGUAUCCUCCCAAACAAUUAAAACUAAAUGCAACACUUUCAAAAUAAUCCAUAACAAUGCCACUCUGAUUAAACGAAUCAUCGAAGCAGCAAAAUUGAAUUCGAAGCUUUUUUCUAAUCAAAUUACUUGGAUUAAUCGCUGUAGCACUAAUUUAUAUGGAAAACGCGUCUCUACCUUCGGAAUUUUCAGUUUACGAAACUACUUCUGGAACCAAUUAAUUUCAUAAGUAGAGGUACCACUGUAUACUUUUUGCCGACAGUUUUGGUGUGGUC